AUGGGUUAUACGAUCAAACAGAAGAUAGAUAUAUGCCUUCAAGCAGAAGCCCACCCCAAUAUGACACAAGCUGAGCUUGCACGAUGGGCGAAAGAAACCUUUAACAGCCCUACUCAGCCAAGUCAAACUACGAUUUCUAGGAUUUUGAGCAGUAAAAAUGAUUUGGUGGCUUCCAAACAGACAGAGUUCACGUUGGUUAGAAGGCGUAAGAGACUGAAUCCCAUACUUCGACAGAUUUUGACCGAGUGGGUCACUCAAUCUAUUUGGGAGAAACUCCCCAUGACUACACCUAUUAUUCAAUCCACUGCUAAUGCGAUAUGGACACGUUUACCAGUGGAUGUGAAGAAUGGAGACGGUAUUUUUCGACUGAAAUGGUGCUAUCAGUUCACAAAGAGUCUUAAUAUCAAUUUAACGGGAUCUGAGGAAGAUAUCGCUCAAAAUUUUGGGUACAAGUUGAAUAAGAUUUGGCUUUUAGAUGAUAAGAUCGAGUUAAAAACGUAUCUUUCAAACUUGAUUGCUAGGGACGGGUACGGCCCCAAAGACAUAUUUACAAUUGAUGAGUUUCAGCUAUUUUACUCGCUGCCCUUGGAUCAAAUUUUUGACAUCAAUUCCAUUGAUAAAGGAUUGAAACAAUCUUCGAGCUCGACUGAAAACUCGUUAACAAUUAUGCUUGGAACUAAUUUAGAUGGUUCUGAAAAGUUGACUCCAUUGAUCGUGGGGAAACAUGACAAAUUUGAUGUCUCUCAAAGUUCGGUAGCGUCUUUGAAGAACUUUCACCGCAGUUAUUUGGAUACUUCGGCUCAUGCUCAGGUCAAUCUUAUGAAUAAGAUAACUGAAACCUAUAACAUUUUUUACAAAAAUAAUAUCAAUAAGUGGAUCACUUCAACCAUUUUUCACAACUACUUGCUUACUUUGGAACACAAACUAGCAAAUAAUUCUCCUGGUCGGAAGAUUUUGAUAAUUCUUGAUGAUUCAUCUACUCACAGAAUCCUCAACUUGAAGUUCAACAACAUUAAAUUGAUAUACCUUAAGAAUAAUACCAACCACAAGUCUCCAUUCAAUUCGCUAUUCAAUGGAGUGAACUUCGAUUACUGUCCCAUGAACUUUGGAAUUGUUCAUGAGUUCAAGGUCCUUUACAGAUUACAACAAUACUUAGAGAUGAUCAACAUCCAGCAAAGGCUACAUAAGCAAGCCCAAAAAAACAAUAUGAACUUUGGUGUCGACUACAAAAUCGACUCCAACUCUUUAACUACAGACGUGCUUUCCGAAUCAGAUUAUGCCAUUCCGCUUGUGAAAGCAAUUGAGUGGAUUAAACGAGCCUGGGAGUCAAUCACUCCAGAAAGAGUUUUAUCAGCUUGGCACCGAACACAUUUAAUUAACAUCCAGAAAACCUGGCCCCAGGACUCAAAAUUAAUCUUGAUGUUGGGCGGCGGUACUAAGUCUUUGGAUGCGUCUAAGGGCUAUAUGAAACUCGAUGAGAUUAUGAAAAAUCUUAAUGUGGUACUACCUUGGACAACUGAUGAACUAUUGGGCUUGGUUAACGAAAGGUCCAAGGCCACCUUAAACUAUAUUUCCAUUGAUGAAAUUGUGACCAGUUGCCUUCUGGAGUCGAGUCUUACUCAUGAACACGAUACUAAUGAUACUGAAAACAAACCAUCAGCUGAUGAUAAUUGGGUGAUGAGCCAAAUGCUCAAUCCAUCGUUGAACGAAUAUAAUGACUUUCAAAUACUUGAUGAUGCCAACAAUGUCGACACGGUUUCACGUACGAUUAGAACUGAUUCAGGGCCACUAAUACCAACCAUGAACAAUCUUGACUUGGCCCUAAUUAACCCAGUCGAUAUCCCUACUACUGUCACAGAAAAGAGAGACAAGUUCAGAUUGGGACUUGAUAAUAACAUGUCUAUUAAGGCAUUACUAACAGCAGCUGACGAGUUGAGAGAUACCGAACCUUCACUUAGGCAUUUGGAAAGUUUUCCUAAAGAGUCACAAACUCAACUCUUGAAGCAUAAGCUCUCUCACGAAAUACAAGGGUCUACAGAUGGAAAAAAAAGAGCCUGUCAUAUCCCUGCAGUAACUCCAAGCAGUCAAUGGAAUGACUCUUUACCAUCUUCUGCCUCCUCAUCUCCGUAUAGUGGGCCUGUACAGUUCCCAAGGGUAUUCUCAGGUAUAACCUACAAGUCUUCUUCUGUCAGCAAUCUUCAGAACUACGGUAAAAGCUUCAACGAUAAAGAGCUCCUCCAGCUGAUCAUUAGGAUUAUCGAGGCUUCACAGACAGGAUACUUACCGCUUCUGAAAGAUGCAGUUGAAGAUUUGAAGACUAACUUGAAGACGAUUCAAAGUCGACAAGAACACAAGAGCCAACACCAGACAUAAAAAAUAAGUAGCUACUCACAUCCUUCACUCCGAAUGUCAUAGCAAAUAUAAACAAGUAUAUUUCAUCAUAUGUACAGUAAAAAUCAUUAAUAGACCUAAGCUUCUUCGGUGAUACCCAACUCUUUGGCUCUUUCCUCCAAUCUUCUUCUUUUCUCUUCCCUCUCCCUUCUAAUUCUAGCUAUUUCUGCCUGGAUUUCGUGUCUUUCUUUGGGGAUUUGGUUCAAAGUGGCAGGAUCAGGCCAGAAUCCUGGUAAGUUAAACUUCUCAUCUGAGUUUAUACCUGAGUAUAUCAUCACCAAAAUAGGGGUAAAAAGGUAGAACCCAAACUAAAAAGUUAGUAUAUUAUGAUUCUAAAACGUCUCUGCACCGGCUUUAGUACAUACCUUCCCUGUUUCCAACUGGGUUCUGGUUAUUUUGCUGAUAAAUCUGUUAAACAUGUUUUAUC
Molecule: messenger RNA, 2818 nt
Organism: Yamadazyma tenuis ATCC 10573
Lineage: Eukaryota; Fungi; Ascomycota; Pichiomycetes; Serinales; Debaryomycetaceae
Source: RefSeq, a predicted model, not a curated record